ACUUGGAUAAUGCAAUAGCCACAAUCUAAAAUAGGAGAACGACAUGGCCUUGGAUUGUUUUCGAUAGAGUUGCAAAUCAACCAAUCAAAUGAAUUAUCCAAAACUCCCUCUCUCUCCUCACCUCUCUUCCAAAAUCAUCUCACAAUUUCACUGUAAAUCCCUCUCUUCCCCCUUCUCCAAUUCACAAAAUCAUGGUAAUUACCCUCUCAUCUUCUCCGCCAAUACCCUCUUUCUGCGGCCUCAAAACCCUUUUCAGUUCCAAUCCUAGAUCACUCUCCAAACCCAGAACCCGAUUAAACUUCCUCAAACCCAAGCAAGAUAAAGGAUUGAACUUGCAGAGAAAUCAUAAUUAUAAUACUAAUUUUGGUAGAGAAUCAAGGAGUUACAGGUGUAAUUUAUCUGGGUUUGAUUUGGGUGGCUUAGAAGGUCCUCAAUCAGUAAUUGAAGCAGCUGGUGUUCUUACUGCAAUCAUUGUUGUUCAUGAAAGUGGUCAUUUUUUGGCAGCCUAUCUUCAGGGAAUUCAUGUAAGUAAAUUUGCAGUCGGGUUUGGUCCAAUUUUAGCUAAAUUUAAUGCUAAUAAUGUAGAAUACUCUCUUAGAGCUUUUCCUCUUGGUGGUUUUGUGGGUUUUCCUGAUAAUGAUCCUGACAGUGAUAUACCUGUUGAUGAUGUUAAUUUGCUGAAAAACAGACCCAUUUUUGAUCGGAUUUUAGUGGUUUCUGCUGGUGUUAUUGCCAACAUUGUCUUUGCUUUUAUCAUCAUUUUUGUGCAAAUUGUGUCUGUUGGUUUGCCUGUUCAAGAAGCCUUUCCUGGUGUACUUGUUCCUGAUGUACGCCCUUUUUCGGCAGCUUCUCGAGACGGGUUGCUGCCCGGAGAUGUUAUUCUGUCUGUUAAUGGCUUCGAAUUGUCGAAAACCGGCCCUAAGACUGUUACUGAAGUUGUUGAUGUUAUUAAAACUAGUCCUAGGAAGUAUGUUCUGCUUGGAAUUCAUAGAGGAGGAGCUGAACCAGGAGGACAGGAUUUUGCUAUUAAGGUGACACCUGAUGAAAGUUAUGAUGGAACUGGUAAAAUUGGAGUUCAGCUAUCUCCUAAUGUCAGUAUUAGAAAGGUUAAGCCUGAUAAUAUUGUUCAGGCUUUCAAUUUCACUGGAAAAGAGUUUUGGGGUCUAACCUCAAAUGUGUUGGACAGUUUAAAACAGACGUUCCUGAACUUUUCGCAAUCAGCUGAAAAAGUUUCAGGUCCAGUUGCAAUAAUCGCAGUUGGGGCAGAAGUAGCAAGGUCCAACAUUGAUGGACUUUACCAAUUCGCAGCAAUUUUGAACAUAAAUUUGGCAGUGAUAAAUCUGCUCCCACUGCCAGCAUUAGAUGGGGGUACAUUGGCAUUGAUACUGAUAGAGGCAGCCAGAGGAGGAAAGAAGCUUCCUUUGGAAGUGGAGCAGCAGAUUAUGUCUUCAGGUAUAACAUUAGUCUUAUUUCUUGGGGUGUAUCUUAUAAUCCGAGACACUCUAAACCUCGACUUUUUCAAAGAAAUGUUGUGACGGGAAUGUUAGUACCCCAAAUUCAGUUGUUUGAUUCACUCAUAGUGCAGUGACUAUUGUGAUAGUCAAUUUAUCAUCCAACAGACCAACACAAUAGAUUGUAUCUCAUUGAUUAGAUAUUGGGCCUGUGAUUACAUUAAAAAGAUAACGACGGUUCGUCGGUUCCACCAGAUUGUUUGUCAUCAUCACAGUUCACAAGAUUGAUUAUGAGUCACUGUAAGCAAUGAAGAGUUAUGGCCUUCAAUAUCCCCUGUUUAUUUUUACAAUAGAGAACUUGAGUUUAUUGUUUAACAACUCCCAAUUUUAUACUGUGUUGUAAUUGUCAUACCAAUUUGUAUCUAGCAAAUUAGAAUGUUUUUAAAAGUUAUUAAUACUUCUGUAAUGGGAGGUCAUAUACUCAUAUAGCUUGAACAGGUCAGGCCAUGCAGCCCUCAAAAAUUUAUAUUGAAAGACUUCAUAUAUGGUAGUUAUAGAUGUUUUUGUUGCUGCUGAAUUA
Messenger RNA from Chenopodium quinoa (quinoa), 2031 nucleotides. RefSeq names its product probable membrane metalloprotease ARASP2, chloroplastic. Gene Ontology annotation, cellular component: membrane. Gene Ontology annotation, biological process: proteolysis. The coding region runs from base 192 to 1535 and encodes 447 amino acids. The transcript has a single exon. NCBI's taxonomy places the organism in Eukaryota, Viridiplantae, Streptophyta, Magnoliopsida, Caryophyllales, Amaranthaceae. The record is from RefSeq and is a predicted model, not a curated record. Gene Ontology annotation, molecular function: metalloendopeptidase activity; protein binding.